AUGGAUACUCUAUCUGAAGCCUACAAAGGAAUCCCUCUCAACCUUGGUGAUAUCAUCCCCUUAGACUUUUCUUCACCCCCACCAACCUUACCCGAUUCCCACGCAUGGUUUCAACCUAGUGAUGAUGAUUGCUCAUUCGAUGAUCCUGCAUCAUCCAUGCCCAUCAUAGACUUCUUGGAUCCCAAAGCCACAGAGCUCAUAGGGCUUGCAUGUGAGAAAUGGGGUGCCUUCCAGUUGAAGAAUCAUGGGAUACCCUUAGAUGUUAUUCAAGGUACUGAAGAAGAAGUCAAACGCCUAUUCUCUCUCCCCACUGAACAAAAGUUGAAGGCUCUAAGAUCUCCCGGUGGUGCAAGCGGAUAUGGCAGAGCACGAAUUUCACCUUUCUUCCCCAAGUCCAUGUGGCACGAAGGAUUCACCAUCAUCGGUUCUUCCGCUCGUGAUGUCAAAAAGAUAUGGCCUGAUGACUAUGCAAGGUUUUGUGACAGAAUGGAGAAUUAUGAGAAGGAAAUGAAGGUUCUAGCGGAGCGACUAACAGAGAUGCUGUUCGACAUGUUGAAGAUUCCUGAGGAAAAAAGGAAGUGGGUUGUUACAAGCGACAUAAGUGAAGUUCUUCAGUUGAACUUCUUCCCAAGUUGUCCCGAACCAGACCGAGCUAUGGGUUUAGCCCCUCACACAGACACUUCGAUCUUAACAAUUGUUCAGAGCCCAAGCACUGGUCUCCAACUCUUCAAGGAAGGAAAAGGGUGGAUCAAUGUGCACCCUCACCCUAACUCUCUCAUCGUUCACUUGGGAGAUCUCUUACACAUCAUCUCCAAUGGACGCUUCUGCAGCCCUCUUCACCGCGUAACUCUCAACGAGACUCGCAAACGUUACUCUAUCGCUUAUUUCUACACUCCACCCGUUGAUUAUGUCCUGUCUCCGUCUCUCUCUGGGGAUAAUAGCCCUGUUGCUCUUUUUCGUGAUGUCACUGUGAAGGAGUAUCAUGAGAUUAGGGCCCAGAAGUUUGGAAACUCAUUAUCUUUGGUUAGGAUUUGA
Messenger RNA from Sphenostylis stenocarpa, 1035 nucleotides. NCBI's taxonomy places the organism in Eukaryota, Viridiplantae, Streptophyta, Magnoliopsida, Fabales, Fabaceae. The record is from the annotation of a GenBank genome assembly.